AUGUCCAACAAUCGUUUUAAAUGCCAGAACUGUCAUUGUCCUAUUGAAGUUGAUCCAUCUUUACUGGAUCUUUCCCUGGCCCAGAGGGAGAUGAUAACUAACGCUACUGGUGAACUGGAUAAUAAUUCUGCCUAUAGAGUACCCGAUGACAGAAAACAGUUGCUGAAACAAGUAAAAACGCCUGCGGAAAUAGUAAUGCCAUCUGUUGUCAGUCCUGCAGAAUCAUAUGUGUUUUUAAACGCUAAUGAAGGUAGUGCAAUGCCCACAAGGGCGGUCGCGGAGGAGGCAGAAGAUGAAGAUGAUGAUAGCUCCAAAACGCUAUCUUCAAACAUACAAAACCUAAGCAAUAUAUUCAACAUCCUUUCCUCCAAGAGCAAUGUUGAUUAUCCUAUUUGCCAAGUCUGCUGUGAGCUACUGAUACAGAAACUGAAGAAAGAAUACGAGGAAGCUGUCAAAAAGCGUAAUUCGUACAGUGAGUUUGUAGCCCGUUUAGAGAAACAGAAAGAAAAAGAAGGCGGUUCUCCUACUAGCUCCAAGGAUCGCGAAGAAGCUGCAAACUCCUCGCAAGACUCACAUGAUAAGCAUAUCACUGCGGAGAAAGAGGAACUAAUCGCGAAACUAGUCGCCCUUGAAAACGAGAAUAAUAAACUAGACAAGGAAAUAGAGGAGCUGGAGGAGAAACUGCGUGAGAGAGAGGAGUCAGAAGUCAAGAAUGUUAUCAACCAGAACUUAAAAGACCUAGAGCAAAUUUCAUUCAUUAGGGACGCUCAAUCGCUAAAAAACCAAUACGAACUCACGUUGAAUAACCUCGACAAAUUAAGAAGAACCAACAUAUUCAAUGAAACUUUUCGAAUCUCCCAUUCAGGGCCCUUUGGAACAAUCAAUGGUCUACGUCUUGGUGGUUUCGGACAGGUCCGCGUGCCAUGGCAAGAAGUCAAUGCCGCAAUGGGCCAGUUGAUUCUCUUGCUUGCGACUAUUGCAUGUAAAAUCCAUCAUGAGCUAGAUUGCUACAAAUUAAAACCGCUAGGUUCCUACUCAAAAGUUGAACAAUUUGAUCAGCGCGAACAGAAGUGGAUCACUUACAAUGCGUACAGAAACGAUGAAUUCAAGCUUGGCAAGUUUUUUCACAAAGAAACAUCGCUUGAUAAGGCACUCGAAUGCAUUAUAGCUAUUGUAGAUCAAAUUGCAAAGAAAAUAUCAGAACUAUCAAGAGAACAAAACGAUGAUAUGGAGCUACCUUAUCCAAUGAGUCGCGACAAGAUUAACAGCAUAUCGGUGAAGCUAAUGGGUAGCGAACCGACUCUUGAAUGGACUACUGCUUGUAAGUUUCUAUUGACUAAUGCAAAGUGGCUUUUGGCAUUUUCGUCCCAAGUGACCUGA
This is a messenger RNA of Eremothecium sinecaudum, 1380 nucleotides long. RefSeq names its product beclin 1 (gene VPS30). Gene Ontology annotation, cellular component: phagophore assembly site; phosphatidylinositol 3-kinase complex, class III, type I; phosphatidylinositol 3-kinase complex, class III, type II. The transcript has a single exon. The record is from RefSeq and is a predicted model, not a curated record. The coding region runs from base 1 to 1380 and encodes 459 amino acids. Gene Ontology annotation, biological process: autophagy; autophagosome assembly; cellular response to nitrogen starvation. Lineage: Eukaryota; Fungi; Ascomycota; Saccharomycetes; Saccharomycetales; Saccharomycetaceae.